GGCGAUGGGGGAGGGCAAGUGGUGGGUUGGCGCAAUGCGCUUGCGCGCUCUGCGCGAGGACCUAUCCGGCAGGUUGCAGUCAGUGGUGCUACCGUGAGAAUCCGCCCGGGCGCUGGCUAACGUCGAUAUUCCAAUUAAGAGGGAGAGAAAAGAAGCACAGUUGCUGAACGGCUAGACUGGUUCGCUGGCGAGUUCCUUUUUGGACUGGCGCGAAGCUGCAGCCAUGGAGCUCCCACUGCCGCUGCAGUCGCUCGCCUGGGGCUGGGGAGGGUCUGCGGAGGCUGCAUGCGAAGGCAAGCUCCGCCUCGGAGUCGAGCAGGGAGCCCAACAACAAGCCUGAGGGCGGCCUCCAAGCCGGGGGGGGAGGGGGGUCGAGCAACAAGCCUAGGUGCCAAGCAGCGUCACCGAACACCCCUCUGCCGGCGACGCAGCAGUCCCGGAGGGGGAGGCGCUUGACUCUCGGGCUGGCGGGGGGCGUCUCGCUGAGGGCACCGCCGAACAAACCACCCCACUCCGCAGCGCUUCUCUUCCGGGGAGACAGUGGCCUCGCCUCCCGCGGGUCUUACCUCGGGCCGCCCCCCCACCCCAAAAAAACCCAAAACCUGCGCAGGACUCGCCGCCUGCGCCUCUUCAGUCGCCUCUUCCUCCUUCUCCCUGGCUGAAAUUCGGAGAUUGGCCGGCCCAGAGUAGAGCUCCAUCGGAAAGCCGAAGUGAAGGACUUCUUGGCCUCUUAAGGAUCAUCUUCUGUGUAAAAGCUUUUUUGAUCCGAGGUUUUUUUGUCUCACUGGCUGUUGCCUCGCUGUCUUCCCUGCCAGCUGUGAUAUUGCUUUGAAUAUACGCAGGCUUAUUUCCCUCUGGUUAUCUUUUUAAAAAAAUCAAAAGGGCGGAUGGCUUCUCCCUUCCUUCCCUAAUCCAGAUCAGUUUAAGCUUCCUCAACAGUCUCAGUGGACAGAAAGGGCUACAUAUCUGCCAGGCACACAGGAUGGCUUUUGCUUUUCAUGUGGCUAUGAUUUCUUUAUGACUAUGGCAUGGAAUGAAUAAUUGAUGGAUUUCUGCACACUGUAGGUAUACAUAUAUUUGGCAAAGUUUUUAUGAUAAAAAUUAAUUGAAGGCACUUCUAAGGGCUGAAGAUGAUCCUAAAGUGUGUUUUACCUUCCUGGAACGGCUUACCUGCUGUGCCCGUUUUGGUCCUGUUUAAUUGUUAUAUUCUCCUAGCUAGUGCGGAUAAUACAAAUCAAGCAUAUUAUUCAGCCCUGGUAAAUGUGACUGUAUGGAAUUCUGAGCGUUCUACACCUACUUUACUAAGACUUGACCGUGGACGCUAUGGACAGGAUUCUCCCAAAGUAGCUGUCAAAGGUCUGCUUGUGGCACCUUUACCAAUCAAUGGAGUUGCAGAUCGUUUAGGCUGUGAUUCUCGCACACGGUUUCAAGUUCCUCCAAAUACUAAACAGUGGAUUGCCUUGCUGCAGCGAGGAAAUUGUACCUUUAAAGAAAAAAUACUGCGGGCAGCUUCGCACAAUGCUUCAGCUGUGGUAAUUUAUAACAAUGUGUCCGGUGAGGAGCCUGUAACUAUGACUCAUCAAGGAACUGGAGACAUUGUUGCUGUCAUGAUAACAGAAUCAAAGGUUAAAGAGAUCCUAAAUUACUUAGAAAAAAAUAUGUCUGUCCUAAUUGAAAUAGCAGUUGGAAUCCGCGAUCAAGCUAAAAAUUUUAGUCGUAGCUCUCUUGUCUUCGUAUCAAUAUCGUUUAUAGUUUUGAUGAUAAUUUCUUCAGCGUGGUUAAUAUUUUAUUUCAUACAAAAGAUCAGAUACACAAGUGCACGUGAUCGAAAUCAGCGUCGUCUUGGAGAUGCUGCCAAGAAAGCUGUUGGUAAACUGACAACAAGGACUGUAAAGAAGGGUGAUAAGGAAACAGACCCAGACUUCGAUCAUUGUGCGGUCUGUAUUGAAAGUUACAAACAGAAUGACGUUGUCCGUAUUCUGCCUUGCAAGCAUGUUUUCCACAAAACCUGUGUGGAUCCAUGGCUCAGUGAACACUGUACCUGUCCUAUGUGUAAACUGAACAUUUUGAAAGCCCUGGGAAUUGUGACAAAUGUCCCAUGUGCUGACAAUAUGGCCUUUGACAUGGAAAGGCUCACCAGAGGCCAGCUAGGCAACAGGAGAUCAGUACUUGGUGAACUUAGCAGUGACAGUACACUCAGUCUGGAGCCUCUGCGUACUUCUGGGAUAUCACAGUUCCCACAGGAUGGGGAAUUGACCCCAAGGACAGGAGAGAUCAACAUUGCUGUAACUAGUGGCCAUUUCUUCCACCGUAAUUCUCUGUCUCCUCGGAGCCUGGUGUAUGAGAAUGACUUCUCUUCAAUUGAGCCUGUCUUGGACAUGUAUGAUGAGAACAAGACCUGAAGAGGAUCUGCAUUCUUCUUGCUUUGCUCUCUUUCCCUUUUCCGUUUCCGUUUCUCAUUCCUAUUGUUGUGUACUCCUUCCAUGGGUGUUCUUUGUCUGAAGAAGAGCGGCCUUUUCCAGAACAUGUGCCUGGCUGCCAGGCUGCAAAGGCGAAGCUCAGCUGAGGCAAUAUUGGAGGAUAAGGGGAUGAAGAAUGUGCACCGCAAGUCGGCUGUUGGAGGUUGCCGAGUUAAAGUUGUCAUCAGCAGUGCCAGCGCAAUGGUGUUAGUAUGCUAGAGGCUUUGCCCUACUCAGUUUUUAAUUUUGUACUACAGUUACCUCUCUUGAGUAGGCACAUGGUAUUUCUCUUUUUUACAAAAUUGCAGUGUUUUGCCAGCUUAGUUGCCUAUUGGAGGUAGUGGUGGGACACUGCCCAAAACACUCCAGCUAUUCUCCAUUCUGUCCUUAAACUCACAUUGAACAUCCCAGUUCCAAAGGGAUUUAUGAGAAAUGUAUUGACAUUCCAGUUUGCCAUUUAAUUGACUGCUGGCAGAACAAGCUAUAAUAAUACAGCAGCAUUACGACCGUCUGUCUCAGUAGACGACGUUGGGGUUUUUCCACUCCAUUGCUGAGGAUAAGUAUGGACGAAAGCUGCUUGGAAUGAAUGCAAAACAAAAACAAAGAAAAAACCAACAGCCAUUUUCCAGCCUUCCUAUUGAGGGAAUCUCUGACAAAGAUGUUGCUGAUAUUUAUAAAAACAGUAUUUGACCUUUAGAACACAAGACUACUUUAAAAAUAUCCAGAAAUCAAAAAUAGGUUAUUGCUUGGUUUUUAAAAGAUCUGUUCUUUUUCACUCUAAUUUUUAAAAGCCAGUAUGUUGGCUUUAUAUACUGAAAUGGCUGGAAGCCUCCUUCCUACAUGUUUUUACCUGAGAUAACUGUAGCCAUUAAGCAACAAACCUUUUCUGAAGUCAUGCCUUCUCCAGAGAACAUCAGUAUCAUGAAUGCAGGGAGGAGGAGGAAGAGAAAUGGCAACUGCUGUUUUGACAUCAGUUUUUACUACAGUGGAAGUGGCUGAAGAACAAAUGUUCUAAUUUAACAAUGCAGACAUGGACAGCUACAAACAAAGAUGAUUUGAUGUUUUUUUUAAGAACCAUCAACUGUUGCUUAAGCAAAAAAAGAAAAUCAAACACCGCCAGAUUUGGAUUGUGCAGCUAAUACAGCUUUCCUUCAGGAUGCUGCAUAAAUGUUAGAAUUGACAAGUGUAAUUUCUUCCCCAUUGCAACUCUUGAGCUGCUGUAGAGGUAGAAAUGGUAUCAUUGUAUUGUGAACAAAAGCUUGAUGCUCUAGGAAUGUUGAUCGCAGAAGAGACUGAGAACCAAAAGUGGAGGUAAGAAUUGUUGAGUGGGUGUCUUGUCACAGACAGCUUACCAUAUAAGCAGGAAGAUGGACAGGGGAAGUCCUCCCCCCCCCCUGCUGAAACUGGGCUUUCACAAGAUUUUUCUUGCCCUGGAAUGUAGUGAUGCUGUGAUGUUAAUGUGCUGACUGCUGACUGGAAACUAGCUGUUUGCAGCUAACUAUUCGCAGAAUGCUUAGUUUGUAUUGCCCUGAUGGCCAUAUUUUCUGUGAUCAUUCUGGACUAAUGAGUGAUGCGGAGCAUAAGGACUUGGUCCUGGCGGCCUCUUGUUUGUUGUGUGUGCCAGGUAAGUUUUCAUGUACCUCACUGACAUGAGAAAAUUCUAAACAAAAUCUUCUUAAAAGCACAGUCUUAAAUUACUGAGAAUUUAAAGUUUGGAAGAUUUGUUGGAGAAUAUCAGUGACGCUACUUUGAGUAUACACAAACGAAAGUCCUACAUUCAUUUUUUUUUCCCCCUUUUCCAAGCUGCCAGUAUUAGGGAGAUAUGCAAUACGAAAGGCAAAUCAUUUUAUGCUCAGUACUCUCUUAUGGCACAGUAUAGGGCUAGAACCCAGAAGGGGAAAAUCCAAAAACUGUAAAUCUGACAUUGACCCUUAAGUAAUAAAUCACACCUUUGGGUUGAAUCGAACUUAAUUUUAAAACUAUAAACUGGAGACUUCUGUGGACUUUGCUCAUGACAGCCAGAGUUUUAAAUUUAAGAAGUGGGUGGGAUGGGUGUACAAAAACCAUUGAUGUUUGAAUAGAAUAAGAAACUCAAACAAUAUUAGAAAAGCAAAAGACCAAACAAAAAUCCCAUAUGCAGUAAUUCUCCCAGUUCUGAGGAGGUUCCCUUGUAACCUCUGAUUGGAAGUUUGAUGCUUUUCUUUUGGACUGGAACCAGAGAUAGGAAUAGUACAGCAGUUUAAUUAUUUGGUCUUAGAUUUUUAUUACCAGCAGACCACUGUUAUUACUAUAUGUGUAUAGUUUUCAACAAAGUCCCAGUGUCCAGUCUUCCUCCCC
Messenger RNA from Heteronotia binoei (common prickly gecko), 4796 nucleotides. It is a transcript of the gene RNF130, whose product is annotated as ring finger protein 130. The transcript has 8 exons. NCBI's taxonomy places the organism in Eukaryota, Metazoa, Chordata, Lepidosauria, Squamata, Gekkonidae. The record is from RefSeq and is a predicted model, not a curated record. Bases 1131 to 2402 code for a protein of 423 amino acids.